ACACCCUGUGUCAGCAUGUGGAGAAAUUGAAUCUUAAAUAAAAAUAGGCUCACAACUGCUGGAAAAAAACGGUCAACAAUGGGGAUUUUGGGAUGCUUUCCCCCCAUUUGGCAUUUUCUGGAAAAUCAUGGGACUGGGACACUUGGGGGAAGGAGCAGCUCCUGCUCCUCAAAACCCCCCUUGUCCCCUCGGAUCCAGGCAGUUCGAGAAGCCUCGAGUUGCCAGGGAGCUGCUGGAUUAUCCUGCUGCAGGUCCCUCUGCCUUAGAAUUAACGAGAUUGUUUGGAUUCAGGGAUUAAUUAGAUUAAUUAAUGCGGCCUUUCUCCCCCAGGCUGGCGGCAAGGCGGGCAAGGACAGCGGCAAGGCCAAGGCCAAGGCCGUGUCACGCUCCCAGAGAGCAGGCCUGCAGUUCCCUGUCGGCCGCAUCCACAGGCACCUGAAGACUCGGACCACCAGCCACGGGCGCGUGGGGGCCACGGCGGCCGUGUACAGCGCGGCCAUCCUGGAGUACCUGACCGCCGAGGUAGGACCCCCCUCCCCGGGGCCAGCACCCCUCCCCCCGGCAUUCCCACCUCUUCCUGCUGUCCCACAGGUGCUGGAGCUGGCCGGGAACGCUUCCAAGGACCUCAAGGUGAAGCGGAUCACGCCCCGGCACCUGCAGCUGGCGAUCCGCGGUGACGAGGAGUUGGACUCCCUGAUCAAAGCCACCAUCGCCGGUGGAGGUGUCAUCCCCCACAUCCACAAGUCCCUGAUUGGAAAGAAGGGGCAGCAGAAGACGGCGUAAGGGAGCACGGUGCCGGAUCCCCCGUCAUCGUACCGACCUGGGCACAGCAACACCUUGGGGAUGCCAGGAAACUUUUUUUAAGGAAUAGUUGAAAGGAAGAACAUAGAGGAUUGACUGUAGAGGAAACAUUGGGAUGGGUUUAGAUUCCGAGUGGGACACACCGUGGGCCCGUGGGGCGGCAGCCGGGGGGGUUUGAGGGGCUGGGCUGCCCUGCGUUUUAUACAAAAAUGGAACCCAUAAACCAUUUUUUACAAAAAAA
This is a messenger RNA of Manacus vitellinus (golden-collared manakin), 1042 nucleotides long. RefSeq names its product histone H2A.V. Gene Ontology annotation, molecular function: structural constituent of chromatin; protein heterodimerization activity; DNA binding. Bases 79 to 783 code for a protein of 234 amino acids. The record is from RefSeq and is a predicted model, not a curated record. The transcript has 3 exons. Gene Ontology annotation, cellular component: nucleosome. Lineage: Eukaryota; Metazoa; Chordata; Aves; Passeriformes; Pipridae.